CGAUAGCUUUCGCGAUUAAUACGGUUUUUGCAGUGUUGCAAAGAGAGGAAAAGUGGCCACCAAUUUUGCGUCUCAUCGUUUUCGUAAAAAAUUCUGCAAAAAUUUUAGAACGCUUUCGGAACAUUUUCCCGAUGUCGGAGCCACCAUCAAAACGGUCGCAGGACCAGCAGCGGAAUGUUUCACCCAAGGCGCAGUCGCAACUGCAGCUGGCCAAAACGGAUUUGAAGAGAUCCGCCUCGGACUCUUCGAUGGAAAACAUCUGGCGCUCAGCUUUCGCUCAAUGGAACAGCGAACCAUCUUUAGGGCAGAAAUCUCCGAAAUCCAGAGAGUCACAAAUAGCCCCUCUGCAUGCUCUUCCUCAAUGGAGCAGCCAGGAGACUACCCGUGCCGAAAAGAAUAAGAAAACCGUGCUAAAAGAGCAGACCCCAGCCCAAUUUCCAAAACGGGCCUAUAAUCGACGUAAGACAAUGUGUACUCGAUCAGACACCUUGCCAGAAAAAGUGCCCAAGGAGUUCAACGAUAAUCUCACACCGGAGCAGAGGCAACUGGCCAACGACGCUGCUUAUUGGGAGGAGAAGCUGUGCGGUCGUACACAUGUGGAGGGGGGCCAGGCCAUGUUCCUUCGCGUUUUGAACCUGGUCAACACCAAACUAUUGACAUAACUAUUUCCGUACAUAACGAAUUCAAAUAAAGCUGGCACUUAUUGAGUGAUCCGUAGGGUCCUAGAUGUGAUGCAAAAUA
Drosophila miranda is the source of this 741-nucleotide messenger RNA. RefSeq lists its product as uncharacterized. The record is from RefSeq and is a predicted model, not a curated record. The transcript is spliced from 3 exons. NCBI's taxonomy places the organism in Eukaryota, Metazoa, Arthropoda, Insecta, Diptera, Drosophilidae. Bases 132 to 662 code for a protein of 176 amino acids.